AUGUCCUCAAGAACAUCCUUCCAAAAUUCUGCUACUGGCUCAUCGGCGUCUGCGUCGUCUCUUGUCUCUAUGGCCGACCCGCCUCUCAGACAGAUGGACGGUGCAGCAGUGGACUACUUUCUGAUCGAGAUGGUCCACACGUUACGUGCAUCGUCGGCGGUCGCAACAGCGCGGGCGAAAAAGGUAGAACGAGAUAUGAUUGAAGCGGGACUAUUGCCUUCCCCACCCCCCGCUUCUUCGUCAUUGAGAGACGUACAAAGAGAUUCAGCAGGAAGUCUCGCGUCUCGAGGUGGUGGAAAGGCUACAGUCGAAGACGAGGACGAAGGCGUGCGAACACGGUUAGAGGCGAUAGGAAUGCAUGUCGGAGCAAACAUGACUGAACGUCUAUGUCAUGAUCGAGGGCUCUUUGCGGAUACUCUCGAUGCUGUGAAGUUCAUCUGUAAGGAUCUCUGGGCCGCAUGCUGGGACAAGCAGGUGGACAAUCUACGAACGAAUCACCGAGGUAUUUACGUUUUGCAAGACCACACCUUCAAGCCUAUCGCACGCAUAUCAAGCUGGGAGGGGCGAGCAGAAGCAUUGAAAAAGGCGAAACUAUACGUCACAAUGUCUGCUGGUAUCCUUAGAGGUGCCCUCGUCAGGCUCGGUUAUCAGGCCACUGUUGUCCCCGAAGUGACAGUGCUACCGCAAUGCAGCUUCCAGCUUCGACUGCCGAAAGGCCCGUAA
This is a messenger RNA of Laetiporus sulphureus 93-53, 723 nucleotides long. RefSeq names its product transport protein particle component. The record is from RefSeq and is a predicted model, not a curated record. Gene Ontology annotation, biological process: endoplasmic reticulum to Golgi vesicle-mediated transport; regulation of GTPase activity. The transcript is spliced from 5 exons. Lineage: Eukaryota; Fungi; Basidiomycota; Agaricomycetes; Polyporales; Laetiporaceae. Gene Ontology annotation, cellular component: cis-Golgi network; TRAPP complex; trans-Golgi network. The coding region runs from base 1 to 723 and encodes 240 amino acids.